CAUGUAUUUCCUCGUCUACAUCACGAGAUAUCUCGAUCUCUUCCAAACCAAUAGUAUCUACAACCUCCUGUUCAAGAUCGCCUUCAUCGGCUCCCAGGGCUACAUCCUCUAUCUCAUGACCAACGCGUACAAGCCCACCAAUGACCCGAACCUCGACACCUUCCGCGUCGAGUACCUCCUGGGCGGGGCGGCCGUCCUGGCCAUCGUCUGGCCCUACAAGUACACCGUGUCCGAGAUCUUCUGGGCUUUCUCCAUCUGGCUCGAGUCCGUCGCCAUCCUCCCGCAGCUCUUCAUGCUGCAGCGCACCGGGGAGGCCGAGACCAUCACUACCCAUUACUUGGCCGCCCUCGGCCUCUACAGGGCUCUCUACAUCCCCAAUUGGAUCUAUCGAUACGUCGCGGAGGAGAACCAUAAGGUGGACUGGAUCGCUGUCAUCGCCGGUAUUAUCCAGACCGUCAUGUACAGCGACUUCUUCUGGAUCUACUACACCAAGGUCAUGAAGGGCAAGAAGUUCAAGCUGCCCGUCUAGAGAAACAUGUUUGGAAAGUCCUCUCGUCGUUCCGAGCCUGGGAAGGAGAUUUCGUGGCCACCACGGAGGGGAGAGUCCACGGGGCAAGAGCAGAGGAAGGAAAGAAGAGAGUGAGCAUGCAGAGUGACGAGAGAAACCAGUCCUGUGUGCGUGUAUAUGUGUGAGAGAACGUCAGAGGAGGCCAUCGGACACCGCCAUCACCACCCUUAAUAACUGGAAACCACCGUGGCCUGGCGGAAAUGUCUCUCUGCGUGUCAAGGGAGCUAGCUGGCUGGCGGUCGGGCGGCCUGCCUGUCGACACAAGAAAAACCAGGGGUCGCAUGCAUGAUGACGGCGUUCAAGGGGUCAAGGAGCUCGGGAAACGGGAAUGAUCCAGGCUUCGCGAUACAGUGCGCAUGCGGCAAACCUGAUGAUGAUGGGCAGUUAUUUGGAUUUCUUUUCUUCUUUGUCUGUUUCUCAAGAAAAAAACAAAAGAAGAAAAAUGAUUAUUUAUCGUAGUUGAUGGAUCAAUGGGAGCAAGAUUUAGAUCUC
Molecule: messenger RNA, 1060 nt
Organism: Cryphonectria parasitica EP155
Lineage: Eukaryota; Fungi; Ascomycota; Sordariomycetes; Diaporthales; Cryphonectriaceae
Exons: 2
Biological process (GO): protein retention in ER lumen; endoplasmic reticulum to Golgi vesicle-mediated transport
Cellular component (GO): membrane; cis-Golgi network; endoplasmic reticulum
Molecular function (GO): ER lumen protein retrieval receptor activity
Source: RefSeq, a predicted model, not a curated record